AUGGUUUCUGCACUUGAAGUGAAGUCAAUUAAGGAUUCUAAUGAGACCCUGAUCUCUUUGGAUGAUUACAUUAGAAAUACACUGCCAUCUCAAUUGCAUGAAAUACUGCUAGAAGAGUUUCAAAAUCAGGAUUUUUCAAGAGGCCAAGAUGUUUCGAACUCCACCCAUGAUCAAAUGAUAGACCAUACAUUGGAGCUGACCUCCGAUUUGUUGCGAAAUGCACUAGACAAACAGUUGAUGGAAGUGCAAAGUCGUACGCUACCUGUUAGACAAUCAAACCAGUUAAUAUCGUGGUCUUUUGCUCAGGGUUUGAUAAUUGGACAAUUGAGUGUUGUCAUCUUUUUGAUAUUCUUUGUUAAGUUCUUCAUCUUCACUGAUGCAUCGAGUAAAAUGGACAACCCAUUGCCAUCAAAGGUAUCCAAAUCCUAUUUGAAGAAUAGGCGAGAAUCUAGCUCUAUUAAGGAUAAAAGGAAAGGUGUAUUAGUAAAAGAAGAAAGUGGGGAAACGGAUUUGCAUGGAUCCCUGCAGUUAAACGACAUUCUUGAGAAGACAUACUAUAAUGUUGAUACUCAUUCUGCAGAGUCUUUAGAUUGGUUUAAUGUGUUGCUAGCACAAAUGAUACAGCAGUUUAGGGAAGAAGCAUGGCAUAAAGAUAACAUACUAACAUCCCUGGACAGUUUCAUUCAAAAACGUUCCUCAGAUUUACCGGACUACCUUGACAAAAUCACCAUUACAGAGUUAGACAUUGGUGAGGACUUCCCUAUAUUCUCGAAUUGUAGAAUUCAGUAUGCACCAAACUCAAGUGAUAAGAAGCUGGAAGCGAAGAUAGACAUUGAUUUAAAUGAUAAGAUUACUUUUGGGAUGAGUACUAGAUUGCUACUAAAUUAUCCCAAGAAAUGUACUGCCGCUCUUCCAAUUGAUCUUGCGGUAUCUAUGGUACGUUUUCAGGCCUGUUUAACAGUAUCACUCAUUACUGCUGAGGAAUUGGAGUUUACUACAGGGAAUAAGAUUGACGAUAAUGAAAAAAACGGUUAUUAUUUAGUAUUUUCGUUCACACCUGAAUAUAAAAUAGAUUUUGAUAUAAAAUCGUUGAUAGGAGCUCGAUCCAAACUUGAAAAUAUUCCAAAAAUAAGUAACAUUAUCGAAUACAAUAUAAAAAAAUGGUUUGCUGAACGUUGUGUUGAACCGAGAUUCCAGUCUGUGAAACUGCCAGGUAUGUGGCCACGCAGUAAGAACACAAGGGAAGAAGUUAUUCACAAAACGGAGGAUGAAUCUUCAAAAACACCUCAUUCUUGA
Nakaseomyces glabratus is the source of this 1296-nucleotide messenger RNA. RefSeq names its product ERMES complex subunit MMM1 (gene MMM1). Gene Ontology annotation, cellular component: endoplasmic reticulum; ERMES complex. The record is from RefSeq and is a predicted model, not a curated record. Gene Ontology annotation, biological process: phospholipid transport; mitochondrion organization. Lineage: Eukaryota; Fungi; Ascomycota; Saccharomycetes; Saccharomycetales; Saccharomycetaceae. Gene Ontology annotation, molecular function: lipid binding.